GAGCCCGGCCAGCAGCGCAGAGGUUGCGGUACCAGUGGUCGCGGAGCUGGCCCUGGGGGGCCCCGGGGGGGAGGGGGAUUCGCAAAGCCCCCAUUGAGGCCGCCGCUGCCGGGCCUCCCCUCCCCCCCCGGGCAGGCGCCAUGCCGGGGGGUCCAGGCGACGCGGAGCGGCAGCAGCGCUGGGGUCGCCUGUUCGAGGAGCUGGACAGUAACAAGGAUGGCCGCGUGGACGUGCACGAGUUACGCCAGGGACUUGCCCGGCUGGGUGGGGGCGACCCAGAUCGCGGAGCCCAACAGGGCAUCUCUCCUGAGGGUGCCACAGAUCCAGAUGGAGGGCUCAGCCUGGAGGAAUUCAGCCGGUACCUGCAGGAGCGGGAGCAGCGCCUGCUGCUGAUGUUCCAUAGCCUUGACCGCAACCAGGAUGGUCAUAUCGAUGUCUCUGAGAUCCAGCAGAGCUUCCGAGCUCUGGGCAUUUCCAUAUCAUUGCAACAGGCAGAGAAAAUUCUACACAGCAUGGACAGAGAUGGAACAAUGACCAUCGACUGGCAGGAAUGGCGCGACCACUUCCUGCUGCAUUCCUUGGAAAACGUGGAGGAUGUGCUGUAUUUCUGGAAGCAUUCCACGGUCCUGGACAUUGGUGAGUGCCUGACAGUGCCCGAUGAGUUCUCCAGGCAGGAGAAGCUGACAGGCGUGUGGUGGAAGCAACUGGUGGCUGGUGCUGUGGCCGGCGCAGUGUCACGGACAGGCACAGCACCUCUGGACCGCCUCAAGGUCUUCAUGCAGGUCCACGCCUCAAAGACCAACCGAUUCAACAUCCUGGGCGGCCUACGGAGCAUGAUCCAAGAGGGAGGCUUCCUGGCUCUGUGGCGGGGCAAUGGUAUCAACGUGCUCAAGAUUGCCCCCGAGUCUGCCGUCAAGUUCAUGGCCUAUGAGCAGAUCAAGUGGGCCAUCCGGGGGCAGCAGGAGACGCUGCACGUGCAGGAACGCUUUGUGGCUGGCUCCCUGGCUGGCGCCACAGCCCAAACCAUCAUUUACCCCAUGGAGGUGCUGAAGACCAGGCUGACCCUGCGUCGGACCGGCCAGUACAAGGGGCUGCUAGACUGUGCCAGGCGGAUCCUGGAGCAGGAAGGACCCCGCGCCUUCUACCGCGGCUACCUGCCCAAUGUGCUGGGUAUCAUCCCCUAUGCAGGCAUCGACCUGGCCGUCUAUGAGACCCUGAAGAACCGGUGGCUCCAGCAAUAUAGCCAUGAGUCUGCAAACCCAGGAAUCCUUGUGCUCCUGGCCUGUGGCACCAUCUCCAGCACCUGUGGCCAGAUUGCCAGCUACCCACUGGCCCUGGUCCGGACCCGAAUGCAGGCCCAAGCCUCCAUCGAGGGUGCCCCGCAGCUCUCCAUGAUGGGUCUGCUUCGCCACAUCCUGUCCCAGGAGGGCGUGCUGGGCCUGUACCGGGGCAUUGCCCCCAAUUUCAUGAAGGUCAUUCCGGCCGUGAGCAUCUCCUAUGUGGUCUACGAGAACAUGAAGCAGGCUCUGGGGGUCACAUCAAGCCCCAGCACCUCAUCACCCAGACCUCUCAGUUACCGGUCUGCAGGCUGGGCAGCGCUGGGUCCCGGAUCCCCAGCCUCACUUGCAACCAGAUGGCCAUGCCUGGCACCUGGCCUCUCCAAGCUCAGCCACUGGAUUCUGGAUAUCAAGAAACCUCAGCCUCUGGAUCCUGACGGUGCAAUGCCUGGAUCCUGGGGGCCCGCCACUGGGUCCCAUCUCCCCUACUACUGGAUUCCUGGGUUCACUUACCUUGACUGGGUCCCAGGUCCUUCUGCUCUGACUGCCGGAUUCCUACACACAAGCCCUGUGUCCACCCCUCCACUGACACCGUCACUGAAUCCCAGGUUCCCAAUUCCCACCCCUCUGGAUUCUGGCUCCCAGAACCACAAAUGAGCGAGCUCGGGACUCCGCGGCUGCAGCUGCAGGAUCCCAGGUUCCUUCAUCCCAGUCAUGGAUGCUGAAACCUAGUCCACAGAACACAGACCCUGUUCCAAACAGGCCCUGGGUACCACCAUCCUUAACGCUCAGAAACCCAGUCUGAGUCCUAACAACCCAGGUACAGCCUCCCUGGUACCACACACCCCCAUCCCAAACCAGCCCUGGAGCCUGCUCCCCACGGAGCCACAAGACGCAGGGUGCCCUGCGGGAAGCCCAGCCAUGGCCGACUCCAGACAACCUGGUCUGUCCGGGGGGGGGCCGUGAUGUGGCCCACCACCACCACCACAAAGCAAGGGGAGGGCUGUGUGACCCAAGGCCCAGAAUGCUGGGUUCCCCCCACCCACCUCAGCAUGGCCACACACCUCCCGGCCCCGCCUUGCGGGGAAGCUGCCCCUCCCCCACCUACACACACGCACAAGCCCCUCUGGGUGGGAGGUGGCAAAGAGGCAGUCUUAGUCCAGGACAUACUAAGGGGACCCCCGCCCCUGCACUGCCAGUCCCUCCCGAGCUUCAGAGAUUUACAAGCCAGGAACAAAUCUACAUAGAACACCCUUCCCAGUUACGCAAAACAGACAUCCCAAAACUCACUCGGGGGUCUAUUUUUCUACCAGAGAGAGCAGCAAAGCCCCGCCCCACCAACCCACUCCCCCACGUCCAUACUUUCUGCACUUUAUACUGAGCUUAGGAAAACUGGGGGUCCCCUCUCUUUACUCCCCAGUCUUUGGGGGUCCCCAGUAAGAGUGAAAGAAGAACUGAGAUGUUGGGGGCUGGAGGACACCUCCAUGGCUUCCCCUCCCCCACCGACACCAUGCCCCACCUCUCUCUGCCUGUGUGUAUUAUUUCAAAGGAAAUGACGAACAGAAUAAAUUUUCC
Molecule: messenger RNA, 2852 nt
Organism: Castor canadensis (American beaver)
Lineage: Eukaryota; Metazoa; Chordata; Mammalia; Rodentia; Castoridae
Source: RefSeq, a predicted model, not a curated record